Messenger RNA from Brassica oleracea var. oleracea, 1331 nucleotides. RefSeq lists its product as uncharacterized. The coding region runs from base 65 to 1177 and encodes 370 amino acids. NCBI's taxonomy places the organism in Eukaryota, Viridiplantae, Streptophyta, Magnoliopsida, Brassicales, Brassicaceae. The transcript has 4 exons. The record is from RefSeq and is a predicted model, not a curated record.
CACCUUGCAGUCGAUCAGAAAGGUUCAUCUACAAGAAGUUCACACUUGGACGCGGCUUGAUAGGAUGAGGUUGAUCUACUUGUGUGUAAUAGUGGGUGUGGUGAUGGGGAGAGAUGAGAAGGUGUCCAUCCCUCAUAUGUACAUCAAGUUGGUGAUGGAUUUUGACAAGGUUCGGAAGUUCCAUUGGGGUCUUCACUCGUAUGAUUUCCUGUUGAGUUCGAUUGAGAAGGCAAUGAAGAAGUUGGGUAAGAAGGAGAGCUACAUUUUCGAGGGUUUCUCCUAUGCUCUCCAGAUUUGGAUUAUGGAGGCAAUUCCUGAUUUUGGAGAAAUAUUAGGCAGAAGAGUCUCAGACAGCUUCAAAGGUCCAAGGUGUGGCAAUUGGAAAGGAGUUGCAAAAGUUUCUUAUGAAGACAUCAUUGAGCUCGAGGACUCCUUAACUAAGAAGGAUAACUUCUUCUCGGUCAUAUCAGUGACUGGUAAUGGUGAUGUGUUUCUAGAUGCUCAGUACACAAGGGAGGGUGAGAUGGAAGAUGAACGAGUGGACCUUGUUUUGGGGAGGAUCAGGAACAAGUAUGAUUGGAGCAACACAGACUGGCCAGUUUUAGACCCUGAAGAGUCUAAAAUGGAGGAACCCGACUGCCAUGAUAGAGGGUCAGAAGCUGAUAAGAGCGUGGAUCAUACGGACGUUGUAGCAGAUGAGGAGACCUCUUCGGUUAAGGUUGCAGGAAAAGGCAAGAGAAAGUUUCUUGAUGAAGGAGCAGAGACAAGAAAGAAGAAGGUGCUGUGUAAGCGAUCAGCAGAAAAGUUUCUGACUUUUGGUCCUGAAACUAUGAGUUUCAUUGAGGGUCUUAUCCGCACAUCUGUCACUUCAUUGGGAGAUGUGCUCAGUAUGCAAAUGGCGAAUAUGGAGAGGGUGUUUACAGAGAGGAUGGGGAAGAUGGAGAUUGAUGUUUCACAGCUCAGGGACGCAAUCAGUUUGAUUGGUGAAGGAAGCUAUCCUAGUAAGAAAGAAACUGAAGAAGCUCCACUAAACAGCAAAGCCAAGGAAGCUCCACCUAAGAGCAAAGGCGCUCAAGCUCAACCUAAGCGCAAAGGCGAUCAACCUACUCCAACAAAAAAGACUUGCGGGACCUGUCCCAAGCUACAUUUGUUGACGGUUUUGAUCUGUCUCAAGUGAAAGUUGAGACGUUAAGUAAAUCGAAACCGUUUAACAUGGCUCCACUGCAGUGGAAUGAUGAGCAAAUAGAUCGAACCAAAGAAGACUCGCCAGAUGUCGCGUUGGUGUUUUUCCGUGAAGAGGAUUGGGAAAAAGUUAGAAUUUGGUCAACUUC